Fusarium tjaetaba is the source of this 1632-nucleotide messenger RNA. Its product is annotated as mannosyl-oligosaccharide alpha-1 2-mannosidase. Gene Ontology annotation, biological process: carbohydrate metabolic process; N-glycan processing. Gene Ontology annotation, cellular component: endoplasmic reticulum; Golgi membrane. Gene Ontology annotation, molecular function: calcium ion binding; mannosyl-oligosaccharide 1,2-alpha-mannosidase activity. The record is from RefSeq and is a predicted model, not a curated record. The coding region runs from base 1 to 1632 and encodes 543 amino acids. NCBI's taxonomy places the organism in Eukaryota, Fungi, Ascomycota, Sordariomycetes, Hypocreales, Nectriaceae. The transcript has a single exon.
AUGAUGUUGUUCUCACUCGUUCUUUGCACUUUUGUGCUAUCUGCACUCGCUUCACCUUCUACACCCAUCUCUGAGCAGAAACUCGGGGGAUUGCGGUAUCCCAAACAGCGCGGCAAGCAUUAUGACUACACCGGGUUUGAGCCCAGCCAGAAGAAGCGCGCGGAUGAUAUCAUUGAUAUGUUUCGCUUUGCGUGGAAUGGAUACUAUGAGCAUGCGUUUCCUCAUGAUUCUUUGAGACCAAAGUAUGGCAACUACUCGGAUGAUCGUAAUGGAUGGGGCGUCACUGCCGUUGAUGGUCUUGACACUGCGAUUUUGAUGGAGCAGACAGAUAUUGUCGAGAUUAUUCUGGACUUUAUCCCGACUAUCAAUUUUACCAAGACGAACACGCCUGAACCUACGUCUGUUAGUUUGUUUGAGACCAAUAUUCGAUAUCUGGGUGGAUUGUUGAGCGCCUAUGAUCUUCUCAAGGGACCAUUCAAGCAUCUCAAAGUCAACAAGGAUAAUGUCGAUGCGCUACUCAAGCAAGCUACUACACUAGCCGACACGUUGAAGUUUGCUUUUGAUACACCUUCUGGAAUUCCUUUCGGGUCACUUUGGAUCGAGAACCAGACAUCCACCGAUGAGAACAGCCUUGAGGAUGGAACUGCCUACGCAGGAUUAGCUGCUAUGGGUACUCUUGUUCUUGAAUGGCAGCACCUUUCGGAUCUCACUGGCGAUCCUCAAUAUGGUAAACUGGCCAAUCGCGCUGAGUCUUAUUGGCUUUCUCCAUCUUCUGAGGUCUGGCCUGGUCUCACUGGAGGUCGCUUUAGUCUCAAGACGGGUGAGAUUCUCGAUGAGUACGGUGGAUGGACGUCGGGUAAUGACUCAGCCUAUGAGUACCUCAUCAAGAUGUAUGUCUACGAUCCAGACAGGUUCAGCCAUUACGGUGAGCGUUUUACUCUGGCGGCCGACUCUACCAUCAAGCAUCUCAUCUCUCAUCCAUCAUCGCGACCCGACUUGACCAUGGCAGCCGCAUUCACUGGAACACAACAAGUCAAUUACACCGAAUUCCUCGCAUGUUUCAUCGGCGGCUCAUUCAUUCUCGGAAGUUCAGCCCUAGACCGCCCAGACUGGCUCGACUACGGCCUCUCCUUCAGCGAGUACUGCGCCAACGGCUACCGCUACACAGCAUCCGGCAUCGGCCCAACCCUCUACAGCUGGGAUCUCAGCGAGCUCGCGCAGCCCGAGAACAAGAACCAGACGCUCUUCUACGAGCGCGCGGGCUUCUUCAUCCAGGAGGGAGCCUUCGCGGGCGGCCAGGCACCCGAGGCCGUGGAGAGCUGGUACUACGCGUACCAGAAGACGCACGACCAGUACUGGCGCGACGUGGCGUGGGCGUACACCCUAGCGCAGAACAGGACGAUGCGCGUUGGCGGGGGGUUCGCUAGCAUCAACAACGUGCUCUCUCCGUCCGGCGACGGAGUGCGCGGCGGCAUCAUGGCUAGCUUCAUGCUCGCCGAGACACUCAAGUACAUGUGGCUGAUCCAGACGGAGAACAAGGGCGAAUGGGACGUGCUGGAGGGAGGGGAGAAUCUGUUUGUUUACAACACUGAGGCUCACCCGCUGCGAGUCGCUGCGAAGAAGCCUGUUUAA